CCCAGCCCUGUUUCUUACCUUAACAGUGACAGUCACUGUUUAGGCUGAAAUCAAAAGCCAUCAUCUCAGACUGCUGUAGGCAUACCAAGGCUUCACUAAAGUGCAUCUGAAAACAACUUGUCUCAAUAUACUUUCUUCCUGCAGGCUACAAAAUACAAAUGGAAGAAACAAACAUAACUGAAGAUCUGCAUUUAAAAUGUAUCUUGCUCGGAACUAAAGGAUCAGGAAAAAGUUCAACAGGUAACACAAUACUGGGACGGCAAGCAUUCACAUCAACGAAAAGCGGUCUGCCUGAUGUAGCUGCUGAAGUUGGUGCUGUUAAUGGAAUUCCAAUCAUUGUUUAUGACACACCAGGAUUUUCUGGUACAGAGAGUGACAAAGAGCUUAAGAAAUAUGAAGAGGUUCUGCAGAAAUGUAAAUCGGGUAUCUGCAUUUAUCUGCUGGUUCUCCAGCUAGACAGAUUUACCCAAUAUGAGCAAGAAACUGUAAGGAAGAUCGAAGAACUGCUGGGAGAAGAAUGCAUAAAGGACACCUGGAUUCUCUUCACUGGAGGUGACAAACUAGAAAAAAUAAACAUGAGCAUACAAAAAUUCAUUCAGGAGUCUGAAGCCUUGAAGAAGCUUGUUCAGAAAUAUGAGGGCAAAUACCAUGUGUUCAACAACAAGCAUACAGAAGAACAUGGUAGUGACCAAACUACUACAUCUCUGAUAAAGAAAAUUUUCCUGAGAAAAAGAGAGAAUCUCUCCAAAAAUAAAUUUCAAAGAAUUUCCCCCAAAAACCAGGAUAUUUCUGCUGACAGCCGUUCAUUCAGAAGCAUCGUGCUGCUGGGUAAAACUGGUACUGGGAAGAGUGCUGCUGGAAACACAAUACUCGGAAAAAAUGCAUUCAAAUCUAAGAGGGGAACAGUCUGUGUAACUCGUGAAUGUUCAAAGGUACAAGCUACUGUGUCAGGCAGGGAAGUAUUAAUAGUUGAUACUCCUGGAUUCUGUGACACAGGCAUGGGAAAUGAAAAGAUAACGGAGGAGAUAGGAAAAAGUGCUUAUUUUUCCAGCCCUGGACCACAUGCUUUUCUUAUUGUUUUUAGAAUAACUGACAGAUUCAGUGAGCAGGAACAGGAGAUUCCUCAGAAAAUUGAGAGUAUAUUCGGUGAGGAAGUGUUAAAAUAUUCCAUCAUUCUCUUCACUCAUGAAGAUCAGUUAGAUGGAGAGCCCAUAGAGGAACUCAUUGAGGAAAGCAGUGCAUUACAAAAUCUAAUUAAACAAUGUGGAGGCAGAUAUCAUGUCUUUAACAACAAAGAUCAGAACAGAGAGCAGGUCAAUGAUCUACUGCAGAUGAUUGACAAAAUGUUAGGGCAGAAUGGAGGAGGGCCUUACAGUAAUGAGAUGUUUGAAGAUGCUUUGAAAUUGGGACAAGAAGACCCAAAUAAUGGACUUAUGCAGUUUUUAUUGAAGUAUAAGAAGUAUAUUUAUAUUGGAGCUAUUGCAGCUGGUUUGCUACUUGGUGGUGUAGUUGGAGGAUAUGUAGUUUGUAAAGGUGGAGCUGCUGUUAGUGUAUCUGUAGCUGGUGCAGCUGCAGCUGCCAGCAUUGGAACUAUUAGUGGAGCUGCUAUUGGUGGAAUUUCUUGUGCAGUUGCUGGUGGCGAUUCCAGCAAAAUUAUUGAAGGAGCUAUUGGUGGAGGUGUUGUUGGUGCAGGUGUGUUUGGUGGAGCUGCUGUUGGUGCAGCUCUUAGUGGAAUUGUUGGUAAUGCUGUCAUUGCUGGAGCUGUUGGUGGUGGAGCUGCUGCUGGAGCUGCCAUUGGUGGAACUGUUAGUAGAACUGUUGAUGGAGCUAUUAGUUGUGGAGUUGCAGUUGGUACAGCUGUUGUUAAUGGAGCUAUAGAUGUAGCUACCAUCAGUAAAACUGUUAAAAAAUAGUGGUGCAUCUGCUAAAGCUAUUCUGUGUAGCUCUUACUAAAGCUGUUGAAAAGGUUGUUAGUGGUAAUUAAGUUUCUAAAACAAGUCUGUUAUCACUGUAAUUGCUAGAAGACAUAAGUAAAAAUAUUCUUAACGUGUGUCUUACAGAGCUCCUUUCACUCACCACUGAGAUUCACACUUACGAUAAAUGCACGUUUAACUUUCAUAUUAUAUUAAGAUAAAUCAGUCAGAAACACUACAAAAAACUAUUUUAAUUCAAAUAAAAAUACUUAUAUCAUAAUUUUUGUUUGUUGUUAAAGUAGUCACUGCAUCUUAAUGUUCAAAAAUACUUUUGAAUAAAGUUUUUACAUUUAGAGCAAGAAAACAUGUAAUAUAUUUUUUUCAGUGUGUUUUUAUAAAUGCAUGCUGUUUUUAAUAAAUGCACAAACCAUUGAAAAUAUAGCGUAAGAUAAAUCUUCAUAAGGUUGCAAAACCUUAUUUUAUUUUAGAAAUGUAAAAAAUAUACUGAUAUCUUAAAGUUGAUUUUAUGUUAAUGAUUCUGAUGCAGUCACUAGAUGUUCAUAGAGUAAAGCUUCUGACAAAAGUUUAAUCUUUGAGUCUUUUGGGGUAUUUUCCACAGCAAAUUCUAAACUAGUUACUGAUUAAAGCACAUGGCAUGUCCUUGUUCUUCCCAUAUGUAUUUAUGUCAACACAAAAAAAGAGCACCCAUAUGUAUUUAUGUCAACACA
Molecule: messenger RNA, 2641 nt
Organism: Paramisgurnus dabryanus
Lineage: Eukaryota; Metazoa; Chordata; Actinopteri; Cypriniformes; Cobitidae
Product: GTPase IMAP family member 8-like
Molecular function (GO): GTP binding
Source: RefSeq, a predicted model, not a curated record